AUGAAACCAAUCGUCACUCUUCUCUACCUCUCCUUGUUUCUCCACAUCCUCACUCUCUUCGUCGCCGGUCAGUCGCCACCAUACACUCCGGUCGACAAUAUCACCCUGGCCUGCGGCAAUUCCGGCCAACCGAGCUCCAAUGACAACAGAGAGUGGAGUGGAGAUAUCGACUCAAAAUUCACCCCAAUUGGUAACGCAUCCGAAUCCAUAAAUGCACCGCCGUCGUCCACCGCUAGCCAAGUCCCUUACACCAAAGCUCGGCUCUCUCGCUCCAAAUUCACUUACACAAUUCCCCUCUCUCCCGGCCAAAAGUUCAUCCGCCUGCAUUUCAAUCCAGAUACAUACAGCCCGGACUUCCAACGCUCCAACUCCCUCUUCUCCGUCACCGCCGCCAGCUUCACUCUCCUCAAAGACUUCAACGCCUCCGUCACCGCCGACGCUUCCGGCGGGUCCCUGCUGGUCAGAGAAUUCUGUGUAAACAUCGAGACAGGACAGAGACUCGAGAUCACCUUCACACCAAGCAAAGAUGCGUACGCUUUCAUCAACGGAAUCGAAAUCAUCUCCAUGCCCACCGGUCUUUACUAUACUUCUUCAGCUAAUUUCAUCGAGACCAUCGCAAGGUCAUAUCCGAUCGAAAACAACACAGCUCUGGAGAUGGUGUACCGAAUCAACGUCGGCGGAGCCCCCAUCUCGCCGUAUGCAGACACCGGAAUGUACCGGACUUGGGAAGCUGCUGACUAUAUUUAUUUGGAUGAUACAAGUAAAGAAUUCAGCGUGCUACCACAGAACAAUACAAUCGAGCUCAACUUCGUCGCAGUUCCAGAGUACUCUGCUCCAGAAGAAGUUUGCAAAACAGGUCGGUCAAUGGGGAUGAACAAAACCAUCAACAAGAGCUAUAACCUCACAUGGGUAUUUCCCUUAGAUCCCAAGUUUUAUUACCUGGUGAGACUCCAUUUCUGUGAGUUUGAAUCUGAUAUUACCAAGUAUGGCGAUCGGUCGUUUCAAAUCUACAUGGCCAAUCAAACCGCAGAAGAACUUGCAGAUGUCAUCGGAUGGAGUGGAGCUAAUGGGAAUCCAGUUUACAGAGACUACGUUGUGGGCAUGUUCAUGUCUCCGGUUGGAAGCCAGAAGAAAGUUAACCUCUUUCUAGAACUUGCAGCGCUACAGAGAGAUUCGUAUACUACUUACAAUGAUGCCAUCUUGAACGGGCUGGAAAUCUUCAAGCUCAGUGACUCAAAUGGGAAUCUUGCCGGACCCAACCCCGAUUCACCUCCACUAGCACAGCAAAUCCCCAAAAGUUCAACCACAAGUAAAUCACAUGCUUCUUUGCUCCCCAUCAUAGUUGGUGUACUCUCCGCAGUCCUACUUCUUCUCUCUGUUCUUUGA
Molecule: messenger RNA, 1386 nt
Organism: Rosa rugosa (rugosa rose)
Lineage: Eukaryota; Viridiplantae; Streptophyta; Magnoliopsida; Rosales; Rosaceae
Product: receptor-like protein kinase FERONIA
Exons: 1
Coding region: 1-1386 (461 amino acids)
Molecular function (GO): protein kinase activity
Source: RefSeq, a predicted model, not a curated record